AUGCAUCUUCAUUUUAAUUCAAGUAUUCUCGAUUAUAUACAUCUGACACCACCGACGUGGUCAAUUACAACAACUACAAUGAAACUUUGUUCAAUUCUUUUUAGUUUACUUGAUAUUGAUAAUACAAAUCGUCUUGAAGAAUAUCAAAUUCGAGCAUUACUUAUUUAUCUUACUAAUAUGCAUAAAAAUCAAAUGUCAACUAUUAUUUAUAAAUUAGAUCUCGAUCGAUCUGGUGCUAUGGAAUUAGGAGAAUUUUUUCUUCUAAUCACUUUACUUUUAGCUAAUAAAGAUAAAAAAGAAAAAGAAUUUAUGCAUGCUCAUUCUAAAACUGUUUUUGAAUUACUUGAUGAAGAUAGUUCAGGUACAAUAACAGUUGAAGAAUUUCAACGUCUUGGAUUUUUAUUUAAUCUUGAUAAUAGAGAAAUCCGUAUUAUAUUUAAUGAUUUUGAUAUAAGUGGUGAUCAUGCACUUGAUUAUUCUGAAUUUCGUAUGUUUACAUUAGCUUGUAUUAAGAAACAAAAAUCAAUGAAAAAGAAACGUUUCAAAAUAUUACUUCAACGUCGUUUUAAUUUUCUUGCUAAACAACGACAACCAAUUCUUAAAUAUAUUAAUCAAACAAUCAAUGAAUGUGUUCCAGGUUUGAUUGUCUACGAUCAAGAUGAUACUAUUCCUAAUGUUACUCUUCCAAUGGAUAUGAAAUUUCGUUGUCAACAAUCAAAUCCAUAUCAUCAAACGACAAAUUCUAUUGAUACAAAUUCAUUAUUGAUAAAAACAUUAAAUUAUGAUGAAGAUAUUUUUUCUGAUAUGUUCGAAUCAAUUUAUAUUCGACAAACAAAUGAUAGUCGAUCGAUAAAAUCACAAUUAUUUGCUUCAAGUCAUUAUUCAUUAUUCAACUAUUAA
Molecule: messenger RNA, 900 nt
Organism: Rotaria sordida
Lineage: Eukaryota; Metazoa; Rotifera; Eurotatoria; Philodinida; Philodinidae
Source: the annotation of a GenBank genome assembly